Periophthalmus magnuspinnatus is the source of this 2446-nucleotide messenger RNA. RefSeq names its product DnaJ heat shock protein family (Hsp40) member A1 (gene dnaja1). Gene Ontology annotation, cellular component: cytoplasm; cytosol. The record is from RefSeq and is a predicted model, not a curated record. The transcript is spliced from 9 exons. Bases 141 to 1355 code for a protein of 404 amino acids. Gene Ontology annotation, biological process: response to heat; protein refolding. Gene Ontology annotation, molecular function: ATP binding; Hsp70 protein binding. NCBI's taxonomy places the organism in Eukaryota, Metazoa, Chordata, Actinopteri, Gobiiformes, Gobiidae.
GAACUGAUCGUCGCACAGAGAUGACGUCACUGGCAGGGGGCUCAUAUAUCCUGUCUCCUUGUUGCUCAAGAGCUUCACAUUUCUGAAAAGGUCUCACAGGUUUAAGUCUGUAGACUGAAGCACCCACAGUUAAGUCAAACAUGGUCAAAGAAACUGGAUAUUAUGACAUAUUGGGAGUAAAUCCCAGUGCGACUCCAGAUGAACUGAAAAAAGCAUACCGCAAAAUGGCUUUGAAAUACCAUCCUGAUAAAAACCCCACAGAGGGUGAGAAGUUCAAGCAGAUUUCACAGGCAUAUGAAGUGUUGUCAGAUCCUAAAAAAAGAGACUUGUAUGACCGUGGAGGUGAAAAGGCAAUCAAAGAAGGUGGCACUGGGGGAGGUGGGGGUUUUGCAUCCCCCAUGGACAUCUUUGAUAUGUUCUUUGGAGGUGGCAGCCGAAUGCACAGAGAGAGAAAAGGAAAGAAUAUAGUUCACCAGAUAAGUGUUUCUUUGGAGGACCUCUACAACGGUGCAACAAGAAAACUUGCAGUCCAGAAGAAUAUGCUAUGUGAAAAAUGUGAAGGUCGUGGGAGUCGCAAAGGAGCAGCACAGACAUGCAUGUCCUGUCAGGGUACAGGUAUGCAAGUUCGAGUCCACCAGCUUCUGCCUGGCAUGGUCCAGCAGGUCUCCACUAUGUGUCCCCACUGUGAGGGCCGAGGGCAAAGAAUCAGUCAUAAAGACCGCUGCAAAGCAUGUGCAGGCCGAAAGAUCCUACGACAGAAGAAGAUCCUGGAAGUUCAUAUUGACAAAGGAAUGAGAGAUGGACAAAAAAUAUUUUUUCACGGAGAGGGAGACCAGGAGCCUGGUAUUGAGCCUGGGGAUAUAAUCUUUGUGCUUGACCAGCAGGAGCAUCCACGAUUCACCAGGAAGGGGCAGGACCUGAUUAUGUCUAUGGAGCUGCAGCUGGUUGAGGCUUUGUGUGGUUUUCAGAAACCUGUUCAGACACUUGACAAUAGAACACUUCUGAUCACUACCCCUCCAGGACAGCUGAUUAAACCUGGAGACACAAAAUGUGUGCUGAAUGAAGGCAUGCCUCUUCACCGUAGACCUUUUGAAAAGGGACGCCUUAUUAUCAACUUUUCUGUUGUGUUUCCACCAGCAAAUUUCCUCCCCAAGCAAAAACUGAAGGAGCUGGAGCGUUACUUUCCUCCAAAGGGAGAGGUUGAGCAACCUGAGAUGAUGGACGACGACUUGUACAUUUACGCUGACUUGGAGGAGUGUGACUUUGAAAACAGAAGAAGACGCAACAGUCACUACUACUAUGUGGAUGACGAUGACUAUGCAAGUGCAGGAGGAGUUCAGUGUCAUACCUCCUAAAUGAUCCAUUUUAAUGAAGGUCUGUUUUAAGUGUUGACAAAAGCACCUUUCCACAUAUUGAACAUGUUUUUGAAACUUUUUUUCUGUCAGAUCCUAACACCCAUUUCAUAACACCUUGAUGUUAUGAAUACUAUUGUAAUUGUUCUUUGUGAGAGCAAAGCGUGAUUACAUUCAAAGGACUAUUCUUAAAUCUAAAUUAGGUUUAGUGUAGUUUUAUUUGAUCUUCUUACACUGUGAUACAAGUAAGUCUAUGUUGAAUAGGCUUCUCAAAAAUCACUUAAACAGGGCUGUUGCUUUGUUAUUCUUUUAUCCAAUAUAUUGAAUAAAAUGUAUGUGAAUGUUAAUAUUUAAAUAAUUGUAUGAUAUUGUUAAUACACAAAUGUGAUACAGUCGUUAAACACAAUGCAACUUGAUGUGAGGGUUCGUUUUCAGGUGAUGACAGAUUUGUUUUCGAGGAUUUCUGCUGUUGUGUUGUUAUAGGGCUGUUUUUGAAACGACUGCAAAUGAAUAACAUCAGCUUAGAACAUUGUAGGUCAGGACCAGAUCAGUUUUGUUUCAGAUGUCGAUAUUGUUUUGCCAAAUUAAUUUAUUCCAGUAAUGUAUCUUUAGAAGUAUUGUGAAAAUAUCGCUGGCCACUUUUUCCACAUCUAUGCUACAAAGGACCAAAAGUUUCAUUAGUGUUGUUACCUGCUCAAAAGCCAGUGUUUACCUGGUGCCUUGUUUAAAAUUGUUAAUAUUUAAUGUUAUUGCUUGAGUCAACAAAUAUGCCAAGCCAGUAUAAUGUUUCUACUCUCAAGAUUGUUUAUAAUGGUAAAUAUAGUGUUCAUGUUCUCUCUUGCCCAUAAAUAAUUCACUUUUUUUUAAUAAUGGCAUGCAAACUACUGAGUGUCUGUCUACUUUUCUCAUCCCAGCUGCCAAAUAAGCAUUGCUCUGGGACAGUAUGUGUCUUGUUUUUAAGCCUUGUUAUCAUUUGAGCCUGUAAAAUAAUGAAUAGUUUUUAAGUUAUGUUAAAUUUAACCUUUAUGCAACAAUGGUAUUUGUAAUUGACAACCUUCUAAAUAAAUAAUGCCUAAUGUCUUGGUUUCAAAGUC